AACUCGUUUCGCAUGUGUUGUGUGCUGAUAUUGUGCUUUCUUGCUCACUCGCCAUUUCCUCUCUUUGUCUUUGAUUAAGAGGGCAGCAGUGGACGUACCUAAAUUAAUACGGUAAAGUAAUACGUUAAAGAAGCAAGAUGCAGCAUGACGAUGUCGUGUGGAGUGUUAUCAACAAAUCUUUUUGUUCCUUUAAAGUAAACACCAAAACACAGCGAUUUUGUCGAAAUGAAUAUAACCUUACAGGUUUAUGUAGCAGGGCAUCUUGCCCCCUUGCAAAUAGUCAGUACGCUACAGUACGGGAAGAAAAUGGCAUUAUUUACUUGUACAUGAGGACUGCGGAAAGAGUACAUUUUCCAAAAAAUGCUUGGGAGAAAAUCAAGCUUUCUAGAAAUUUUGAAAAAGCUAUACUUCAAAUCAAUGAAAAUUUGUUAUAUUGGCCAGGUUUUAUAAAAGCGAAAUGCAAACAAAGAUUUGUGAAAAUUACACAAUACCUGAUACGUAUGAGAAAAUUAAGAUUACGAAGACAAAAACAAAUUGUACCAAUACAAAGGAAAAUUGAAAGAAGAGAAAGACGGAGAGAAGAAAAGGCUCUGGUUGCUGCAAGAUUGGAAACAGCAAUAGAGAAACAACUUAUGGAAAGGUUGAAGCAAGGCAUGUAUAAUGAUAUUUACAAUUUUCCACAAAAAGUAUUUGAUAAAGCUGUGGAAGCUGUUGAAGUUGAAGGCGAAAGCGAAGCUGAAAGCGAGCAGGAAGAAGAAAGAGAAGAAGCAAUUGAGAAGGAAGUAGAAAUGGAAUUAGAAGCAGACGAGAAAAGAAAAGAAACCAACGAACCACAUUAUGUGGAAGCAGAAAGUGAUGAAGAUGAUGAUUUUGAUGUCGAUGAAUUAUCUAUAGGUGAGGAUAGCGAUUCAGGACGCAAAGAAGAAGUUGAAUUGUCCAGUGAUUUUGAAUCUGAUGCAAGCGAUGUUGAAGAUAUGCUACCUUCAACCAGUAAGAAAACAAAAUCAGCAAAGGUCACAAAGAAGGGUAAAACUCAAAAGAAAGCUCGUCCGAAAGUUGAAAUUGAAUACGAAGUUGAAGACGACCUGCGACAGAAAGAACGAACGUGAUACUUAUUUUAAUUAGAUUAAUUGCAAUUGUAUUUUAAAUAAAAUACUAUUUCUACAAUACUAAAAAAUUCGUGUUACUUA
Megalopta genalis is the source of this 1190-nucleotide messenger RNA. It is a transcript of the gene Rbm13, whose product is annotated as RNA-binding motif protein 13. The record is from RefSeq and is a predicted model, not a curated record. Lineage: Eukaryota; Metazoa; Arthropoda; Insecta; Hymenoptera; Halictidae. Gene Ontology annotation, biological process: maturation of 5.8S rRNA; maturation of LSU-rRNA. Gene Ontology annotation, cellular component: preribosome, large subunit precursor; nucleolus.